AAGCGUGCUGUGCCUUCACACCAUGGUUUAUAUUGAAUGUGUCGCCUGAGUUGUCAGGCUUGCUUUUCCAAAGUGUCACUUGUGAUAUUUAUCAUUAAAGUUUGGUAAGCAAUGAAGUCUGAGCUCUUUGUACAGUUUUCCUAUCAUUCUGUACGUGAUUUGAGUUAGGUCUUCCAAAACUGGUGGGGAGCAAACGCCGCACAUGUACAUGUAUAAUAUUUUUAAUAAUAAUCUACAUUUGUAAGUUAAGGAGGUUUACAUCAAAAUCCAAUUAAUUUUGAAAUUUAAUGAAAUGCAGUAACUUGACUACCUUGGAAUUUUGGGCCUUUUUCCUGUAAAUGUUUUUUUUGGUCUACAUUAAUAUUUUUGGUUCCCAUUACAAAAGUCAGCAUUAAAAAAAUAAGCAGACUUUUGUUUGUUUCUCUACAUUUGUUUUUGAAACCCUAAACCUGAGUGUUUUAAGUAAAGUUCACUAACUCACUCAUUUAUUAUCUGACAGUUACACGUUGACAGCAUCCUCAUUGAAUCCUUUAUGUUAAAAGCAUAGCAGAAAGUGCUCCCAUUACUUAUUUGGCCAAACUACUGUUUGGUCCAUGCAAGAGAAACAUGGAAGUGUCUUCAUGUAUGUUAUUUCCUUGAGGGUAUAAAGUUCAGAAGGAAAUAUUGAUACCAUAUCUUCUAAUAGUUUUGCUCUGUUCCCAGUGAACCUCCUUAAACUGCAUGUAUAUGUCACUGUUCCGAUGUAUGUGUGUCUCUCUAUCACGUAACCCAGCACUUAUUUCCUCAGCCAAGUGGCUAGGGGGCGAGCCUAGCCAAGAUUUUACCUCCAAUGGACGCAAGUUUCUUUGGUGAAGAUCUCUCCUGAGAGUUCGGGACUAGCAGAAAGAAGCGAGGAAAUUUCGACCGUUUGGUUCUUACGGAUAGAUAUGAUGGACGUGGUCACCUGCAUGACCUUUCUGAGUACGAUGCUGAGUAUUCCACAUGGAACAGAGAUUAUCAGCUGUCUGAAGAGGAGGCGCGAAUAGAGGCCCUGUGUGAUGAAGAGAGAGGAAGAAUACAAGCGAUUGAGUGAAGCACUAGCAGAGGAUGGGAGCUACAAUGCCGUGGGGUUCACUUACGGUAGCGACUAUUACGACCCGUCAGAGCCGACGGAGGAGGAGGAGCCUUCCAAACAGAGAGAAAAAAAUGAGGCUGAAAAUUUAGAGGAAAAUGAAGAGCCCUUCGUUGCCCCCUUAGGAUUGAGCGUCCCGUCUGACGUGGAGUUGCCACCAACCGCUAAAAUGCACGCCAUCAUCGAGCGCACGGCCAGCUUCGUGUGCAGGCAGGGAGCACAGUUUGAGAUCAUGCUGAAGGCCAAGCAGGCCCGGAACUCCCAGUUCGACUUUCUGCGCUUCGACCACUACCUCAACCCCUACUAUAAGUUCAUCCAGAAAGCCAUGAAAGAGGGACGCUACACUGUCCUGGCAGAAAACAAAAGUGACGAGAAAAAAAAAUCAGGAGUCAGCUCUGACAAUGAAGAUGAUGAUGAUGAAGAAGAUGGGAAUUACCUUCAUCCCUCUCUCUUUGCCUCCAAGAAGUGUAACCGCCUUGAAGAGCUGAUGAAGCCCUUGAAGGUAGUGGACCCAGAUCAUCCCCUUGCAGCGCUUGUUCGUAAGGCACAGGCUGACAGUUCCACUCCCACCCCACACAACGCAGACGGUGCGCCUGUGCAGCCCUCCCAGGUGGAGUACACGGCAGACUCGACCGUGGCAGCCAUGUAUUACAGCUACUACAUGCUACCGGACGGCACUUACUGCCUGGCGCCGCCUCCUCCCGGAAUCGACGUGACUACUUACUACAGCACCCUUCCUGCUGGCGUGACCGUGUCUAACUCCCCUGGAGUGACGACCACCGCCCCACCACCUCCUGGGACCACACCACCACCGCCCCCAACCACAGCAGAGACUAGCAGCGGGGCCACCUCCACAACCACCACCACAAGUGCACUUGCCCCCGUGGCCGCCAUCAUCCCCCCGCCCCCUGACGUCCAGCCCGUGAUUGACAAGCUGGCCGAGUAUGUCGCCAGGAACGGCCUGAAGUUCGAGACCAGUGUUCGUGCCAAGAAUGAUCAAAGAUUUGAGUUCCUGCAGCCGUGGCACCAGUAUAAUGCCUAUUAUGAGUUUAAGAAGCAGUUCUUCCUCCAGAAAGAAGGGGGCGAUAGCACGCAGGCUGUGUCUGCACCAGAAGAGGCUCCCACAGACUCUGCUCCCGAGAAGCCAAGUGAUGCUGGGGAGGAUGGCGCGCCUGAAGACGCAGCCGAGGUGGGAGCACGGGCAGGCUCAGGCGGGAAGAAGGAGGCAUCGUCCAGUAAGACCGUCCCGGACGGGAAGCUGGUGAAAGCUUCCUUUGCUCCAAUAAGCUUUGCAAUCAAGGCCAAAGAAAAUGAUCUGCUUCCCCUGGAAAAAAAUCGUGUUAAGCUAGAUGAUGACAGUGAUGAUGAUGAAGAAAGCAAAGAAGGCCAAGAAAGUUCUAGUAGUGCUGCAAACACUAACCCAGCAGUUGCCCCACCCUGUGUAGUUGUUGAGGAGAAGAAGCCUCAACUUACCCAGGAGGAGCUAGAAGCAAAGCAAGCAAAGCAAAAGCUGGAAGAUCGCCUCGCAGCUGCUGCCCGGGAAAAGCUGGCCCAGGCGUCUAAGGAGUCAAAAGAGAAACAGCUUCAAGCAGAACGUAAAAGGAAAGCGGCGUUAUUUUUACAGACCCUCAAAAAUCCUCUGCCAGAAGCAGAAGCUGGGAAAAUUGAGGAGAGUCCUUUCAGUGUCGAGGAAUCCAGCACUAUGCCCUGCCCUCUACUGACUGGAGGCAGGCCUCUGCCUACUUUAGAAGUUAAACCACCCGAUAGGCCUUCGAGCAAAAGCAAAGAUCCACCGAGAGAAGAAGAGAAAGAAAAGAAAAAGAAAAAGCACAAAAAAAGAUCUCGAACAAGAUCACGUUCUCCCAAGUCCCAUUCGUCAUCCAAGUCCAGGUCUAGAUCACACUCAAAAGCAAAGCAUUCUCUUCCCAGUGCCUAUCGGACAGUGCGGCGGUCGAGAGUCACAGCCUCCCCAGGGACGCUGCGCGCGGAGCCCUGUCAGAGCAGCGCGUCAGUGACAGCGGCAGCCGAGCCAGGAAGUUAUCAGGCAGCCUCCACCACCACCAGAUUUGACUCCGCGAGCUCUUUUGAGGGAAAACCUGGUAAAACGUCAAGGUCCCGCUCCCGGUCCCCUCGGAGGAGAGCCCACUCCCCUGAGAGACGGAGGGAAGAGAGGAGUGUGCCCACUGCCUACCGCGUGAGCAGCAGCCCUGGGGCCAGCAGGAAGCGGACCCGCUCCAGAAGUCCCCACGAGAAGAAGAAGAAGAGGCGGUCCCGGUCGCGGACCAAGUCCAAGGCCAGGUCUCAGUCGGUGUCACCCAGCAAGCAGGCAGCGCCCCGGCCCGCGGCCCCCGCGGCCCCCUCGGCGCACUCAGCCAGCGUCUCCCCUGUGGAGAGUCGGGGCUCCAGCCAGGAGCGCUCCAGGGGAGUCUCUCAGGAAAAAGAAGCCCAGAUCUCUUCAGCAAUCGUUUCUUCCGUGCAGAGCAAAAUCACUCAGGAUCUCAUGGCCAAAGUCAGAGCGAUGCUUGCAGCUUCCAAAAACCUGCAAACCAGCGCUUCCUGAGACGGGGCCAGCGGAGGCAGAGCCGGGAGGCUGCGUGGGCUUCUGGGCAGGCUCACGCGGACGCUGGCCACACCAUCCACCUGGCCGCCUCCGUGGACCCUUGGUGGCUUUUGUAAAUUAAUUUUUGAUGACAUUUUGAGUUUUAAGAUUUCUGACCAGCAGUCUCUUACCUGUAUAUUUGUAAAUAUAUCAUGUUUCUGUGAAAAUGUAUUAUGAAAUAAAAUGGGAGGAAACACCUUUUCUAGCUA
Molecule: messenger RNA, 3919 nt
Organism: Gorilla gorilla gorilla (western lowland gorilla)
Lineage: Eukaryota; Metazoa; Chordata; Mammalia; Primates; Hominidae
Gene: SFSWAP
Product: splicing factor SWAP
Exons: 19
Coding region: 1038-3671 (877 amino acids)
Biological process (GO): mRNA 5'-splice site recognition; RNA processing
Molecular function (GO): RNA binding
Source: RefSeq, a predicted model, not a curated record